UUUUCUAACGUGACGAAACGAGAGGCUAGCUUCACCGCGGAGUGUUCCGUACCUCUGAAAAUCAAAUUGGUCUAUGAAAAACGGUUACGGUCGUGUAAAAGACAGGACACUGCGCGAAACGGUGGAUGUGCACGCAAGAGGGAACGGCUUGCCGGCUCGGCCAGUCUACUGGAAGAUUCCAUUGUGAGUGGGCUUUCAAAAAGUUUUAUCUCCGAAAAGCAAGUGUUUUCGCGCGUUCUGUGGUUCGCCCGUCGAUGAAACCUGUCCACCAAGCGGGACGUAACCCACAGCCUCAAGCCGAAAACAUGGUAAUUCGAGGUCUCGAUAAUUCAGGAGCCUGAUUACGAAUUGGCCUCGAUCGGUUCGCCGUUUCACGAUUGUUCGACGAGAAAAGUGUUCUUGUAACUCUGCUCCAGUUGUGGACUCACACCUACAUUCGAAGUACUACUGGAAAGACGUCCAAUGGAUUAAAUCGACGCCGGUGAAUUACACGGAACCAAGAACAGCCCGCACCAACUGGAACUGAAUCCUGAGGACUCACCAGCGAGGCGCUCUCAUUACAAUGUAAUGAACAAUGUAACGCGUCGCCGUUGAUUUAACAGCAACACUCGCGACCAACAGCAAGACCCAGCAGCUAGAACGCACGGGCAGGUGCAGACACGAGAGGAACAACCAUAAAAUCACCGGGCUCGUUUUAUUCGUUGCGUCCCGAAGAAGAGUGGGAGCGGUACAAGGGAGGGACUCCCGCGAGUCGCUGGCGUUGUAUCAUAACGGCUAGUUCCGAUUAAAUUACAGUCGGCAGGCAAACCUUGCUACCGCGAGGGACACUACCCAAGAAUAAGAGGAGUGUGUUGAAACGAAGAAAUAUAUAGAGAAAUAUAAAAGAGAAAUAUCCGAGUCCAUAUAACAAGACGAGAUGUACAGGGACCCGAACAGCUCCGCAAAGGGCGACGAGGUCGAGAUCGUUAGCAGAUUUUUAGCGCCUUUGUGCGCGAGGGAUGAGACCGCCAGGAACAUCGCCCUGGCGGCAGCCAGGAAUACGGUCGAGGGAUGGCUCGGCGGGGUCGGCAGUCCGAAUCACUGGGAUGACGCCGGCGAGAUGGAGGACGUCGAGAACGUCGGGGGAAAGUUCAAGAGCCAGGACGGGAGAUACGACAUGGGGAUCGAGCGGUCGCCGACCAAGUCAGCGCCGAAGGAUGUGCAGCCCCUUCUCCCGCAGCAGAUGCUGCUGCAGGACACCUUCAGGACCGAGGGCUUCUUCCCUCAGAGCGUGACCGAGAACCCGGCGUUCCUCGAGGACAAUAGUCUAGAGUGCUCGGAACGAUACCCGUCCGGCUCGUUCGACUGCGUCGACGGCAGGCUCGGCAACGAGACCAGCUACGGGACCCCGAAUGAGAGGAGGCGUUACGAUGUGGACACCUACAGGUCCGGUCACUCGACGUCCUCCGACGAGGGGAAAGGGUAUAAGAUCGAGUCGCAGGACCGUUGCCGGAGGUUCAAGGAUGGUUCGGAGACGCGUUUCGGGUCAAGUAGUGAGAGCGAAAGAAAGUACGUUGGAUCCUCGUCCAGCGAGAGAUUGAACGAAGUUAGCCUGGAGGACAGACCUAGGACCAAGAACUACGUAAAGGUGAAGGGAGCUAAACAGAAACAGCUGGAAGACGAUGAGCUAGACUCCGACACCAGGAUAUACGGGAAGAGUCCCAAGUUUGACGAUAAUUUCGGGGCGAAUUUCGAUCGUAGGAACUUGAACUUCUCCAGGGCUAAAGGGGAUGUGUUGCAGCGUGAUCGGAGAUGCUACGAUAGCGCGGAUGAUGUUUCCUUCGAUGAGACAGAGAUCACCAUCAGGAACCGCGACGGCGUUGUGUUCAACACGCUGGACGGGUUCGAGAAUGACAACGCAAAUGAGAUUUAUCACAGGCAGAAUGAUAAUCGUGCCGAGGAUAUGAAGCUAGAAAACUUCGAGGUGUAUCCUUGUGAAGAGGAACUUCUAGACGAUCGUCAGCGUUGCCAGCGCCCGGAACAGCCGCAAGAUUAUUUGCGCAAGACCGACGAGAGGAAGUUCAGCGCAGGACAAAUCAAGAGACCGCUCUCGCAGGACGAAGAUGUCUCUUCCAAGAGCGGCCGAGUACUCGAGAGCCCGGAUGUUACCCCGGGAGACGUGGGCAGGAUGCUCAAUCUAGGGAACGCUCUAGACGGGCCUAGGCAGGCUCAGGCAAACAAGUAUCUGAGCCUGGUUUCCCUGCAUCUGCCGGUGAUACUGAGGCUCAGUGUUAACUGUCCCUUCCAGAAUGUGAGGAUUAAGUGCGCGGAAAUCCUGGAGAUGGUUAAGGAUAGAGGACUUCCAGUGCCAGUGCCAGUUUUCGAUGGACCUAGUGCCUUCGUCCCUACAUCAGAGCUGCCGGACCUGAAUAAUCUCGAUGAAAAGACUCAUGUCCUGUUGAUGGAUGCGUUCCUCCAGAACAACAGGCUGGAUCAUGUGUCCAGAGUGAUGGCCUCGCAUCCCUCGUACUUGGAACACUUCCUUCGUACACAAAAUUUCAUCUUGAGGGGUGACGGGCCGCUGCCGUACGACUACAGGCAUCUGAUCGCCAUCAUGGCCGCAGGCAGGCAUCAGUGCAGUUAUCUUAUAAACUUGCAAAAAGGAGAGUUCAUCCUCCAGGGAGGCGACCCAUCAUGGCUAAGAGGCCUGAAAUCAAUUCCAGGAAAGUUGCAAGAUCUCUAUGAGAUUAACAAGAUUUUAGCCCACAGGCCGUGGUUACUGAACAAAACGCACAUAGAGAAACUGACUAAGGGCGCAGACAGUUGGUCCUUAGCGGAAGUGGUUCACGCGAUAGUCCUUUUGGCCCACUUUCACUCCCUUUCGUCUUUCGUCUUUUCCUGCGGAAUCAAUGAGGAGCUGGACAACGUCGCUGGACAUCAUUACAAAGAGAACGUCCAGGAUAAUAGCAAUAACCUACCAACUGCCAAAGACAAGCUUUCCAGUAGUCCCAAGAAGAUUCCCAACGGCGACGGCAAGACUGAAAAUAUGCCGUCGCCGCCAUCGUCGCCAAGUAUAGUCGGCGAGCAGGAGGUUGGCGUUGAAGCGCUGAUGGAGCGCAUGAAGCGCCUCUCCGAAAAGUCUGAAUCCUAUCAGAUCACCCAGGAAGAAUUGUCGAAAAGAUUCGAGACCGUGGAAACACAAUCAGCGGAGCUCGCAGCGGCACCACAGAGGAGUAGUUCGGUCCUCGAUUCCGACAUCGGACACUUCAUCGAAGAUCCCACCUUCAUCUACCAGGACUUCGCCAAGCGCGGUCAACUGAACGACAUACCCACGUUCCGCGUGCAGGACUAUUCCUGGGACGAUCACGGUUACUCGCUCGUCAACCGACUCUACAACGACGUCGGCUACCUCCUUGACGACAAGUUCAAGACCGCCUACAACCUGACGUACUACACGAUGGGCACGCACAGCAAAGUGGACACGUCGCGUUUCAGACGGGCCAUUUGGAACUACAUUCAGUGCAUGUUCGGCAUCAGACAUGAUGAUUACGAUUACAACGAGGUGAAUCAGCUCCUCGAGAGAAGCCUGAAGACGUUCAUCAAGAGCGCCGUUUGCUAUCCAGAGCGUGUAACUAAAAGGGAUUACGAUCGUGUCAUGAGGGAAUUCAAGCACAGUGAAAAGGUCCACGUAAACCUAAUGAUCCUGGAGGCACGUAUGCAAGCGGAGCUGCUGUACGCGCUCCGCGCGGUGAUGCGAUACAUGACCUAAGCGAGGCCCGCGCCGCUCCCUUCGUCUACUUGCUAUCAGUCA
Molecule: messenger RNA, 3790 nt
Organism: Nomia melanderi (Alkali bee)
Lineage: Eukaryota; Metazoa; Arthropoda; Insecta; Hymenoptera; Halictidae
Gene: Sesn
Product: Sestrin
Biological process (GO): regulation of response to reactive oxygen species; positive regulation of macroautophagy; cellular response to leucine starvation
Cellular component (GO): nucleus
Molecular function (GO): L-leucine binding; oxidoreductase activity, acting on peroxide as acceptor
Source: RefSeq, a predicted model, not a curated record